AUGGAAACAAAUUCACAGAUUCCAAUGGUUGAGCGAAUUGGGACUGAGAGCAAUCUUGCUCCCAGUUCUAUUGCUCCUGUUGAUGGUGCUGGUGCUGUGGGUAAUGUUGAGGGCUCAGCACAGGCUCAACCAGAGAAUGUAGUUGAGCCAAAUGCAAAAAAGAGGAAGCCUAUUGUUAGAAGGUCAGCUGUUUGGGACCACUUUGAAAGUAUUUAUGAUGAUGAUGGUAGAGUAGUUUCAGCUAAAUGUUUAUAUUGUGCCAGAGUCUAUCAGUGUCAUAGUAAGACUAAUGGGACUUCAACCCUUAGGGCACACAUGCUUGCUUGCUUAAAAAACCCUCAAAGUAAACAAACUAGGCAAACCUUGUUAACUCUGCAGAAUGUUAAUUGUAAUGCCAUUGAUGGUGGGGGUGAUAAAGUAAACCUAGGGGCUUGGAAGUUUUUCCAAGAUGCCAUUAGAGAGGCCUUAGCUUACAUGAUAGUUGUUGAUGAGUUGCCCCUUAAGUUUGUAGAAGGGUUGGGUUUUAGAAAGUUAAUGAACACUGCUUGUCCUAAGUUUAAAAUACCUUCUAGGUGGACUGUCACUAGGGAUGUUUUUAAACUUUAUGCUGAUGAGAAGUUAAAAUUGAAAACCUUUUUAAAAGACCAUAGUCAAAGGGUUAGCAUUACAACUGACACUUGGACUAGCAUACAAAGGAUAAACUAUAUGUCUGUUACGUGUCACUGGAUUGAUGAUUCAUGGAGAUUGAAUAAGCGUAUUAUUGCUUUCAUGCCUGUUAGUGGUCAUAAGGGUGAAUAUAUUUCUAAGUGUUUAGAGAAUUGUGUUGUUGAUUGGGGUGUCAAAAAUGUUUUUUCAGUUACUAUGGACAAUGCCAGUAGUAAUGAUGUUGCAGUCUCUGUUUUUAAGAAAAAGAUGAUGUCUUGGGGAACUGGGGUGGCUAAGGGGAAAUAUUUGCAUAUGAGAUGUAUUGCUCAUAUCUUAAAUUUGGUUGUUAGUGAUGGUUUGAAAGAUGUUAAUGUUUGUAUUAAAAAGGUUAGGGAGUGUGUGAGGUACAUCAGAAAUAGUCCAGCUAGACUAAAAAAAUUUAAAGAGGCUGCUGAUUUUGUUGGGGUUGAAACUAAAAAGGGGUUAAGUCUAGAUGUACCUACUCGCUGGAAUUCAACCUUUUUAAUGCUUUCAACAGCUUGUUUAUAUGAGAAAGUUUUUGAAAAGUAUGAAGAGGAUGAAUCUGCUUUUAAAACUGAUUUGAGUGGUAAUAUUCCUGACUUUCUAGAUUGGGAAGUAGUUAGAAAAUUUGCCAACUGUCUUUCACAUUUUUAUUCAGUCACCUUGCGUAUAUCUGGCUCAUUGUAUGUUACUUCUGACAUACAUUUUCAAGAAAUCUGUGAUUUGAAUGUGGUGUUGUGUGAUAUGAUGGAGAGUGAGGAUUUAGAGAUAAAGAAUUUGGGUGGGAAAAUGAAAUUGAAGUUUGAUAAGUAUUGGGGUGAUCCUGAUAAAAUGAACAAGUUGAUAUUUUUUGCUUAUGUUUUUGAUCCCUCAGCUAAGUUAGAAGGGAUGGAAUAUUCAUUGUGUCUUAUGUUUGGCAAUGUAAAUGGUGCUAUAUUGUACAAGUCUGUAGUUGAUGAGCUUAACUUGCUGUAUAAUGAGUACAAAUCCUUGUACGAAUCUGGUGGGAGCAAUUCUGUCAGUGAGUUAAGCUCCCAGACUCAGAUACUUGCCUCUGUCCCUGUCCCUGUCCCUGAUGCUGCUGCCAGAAACAAAAAACAUCCAUCAGUAAUGAAAGCACGAUUCAAGCAGCAUAGGAGGAACAUGGGAACCUCAAGUACACGGAGGAGUGAGUUGGAAGUUUAUCUAAGUGAGGACUUAGUUGAGGAUGAUGAUGAUCUUGAGGUCCUAUGUUGGUGGAAGCAUAAUGCAUUGCGUUUUCCAGUUCUCUCUCGACUUGCCCGCGAUAUACUUACUGUUCCCAUUUCCACCGUUGCGUCUGAGUCUGCAUUCAGUGCUGGUGGGAGAGUGCUAGAUUCUUUCAGGAGUUCCCUAACUCCUAAACUGGUGGAGGCACUAAUUUGCACUGAGGAUUGGCUGAGACAAGCAAGUAAUCCUCUGGAUAUUGAAGAGUCAAUUGAUGAGCUUGAGAUAUUUGAGCAAGGUUAUGCACUUCUUUCUGUUUUUAUUUCAAGAUUAUUUUCCUUUCUCAUUAGUAGCAUUAAUCUGCCUUAUCUGUUAUAUUCUGAACUAUUAUGUCUUUUGUUUUGGCUAUCCAGAGUUGCCAAAUGUUGGUCCUCCUGCUGCCUGAAAAAGAACAUGAUCAAUGAUGCAGUAUUUUUGCUUUUGGAACACAUCUAUGCAGCUAAUGUCCUUUUGAUGGAUCCUGUCCCCUGGUUGAUGCUUUACAAUCAGUUACGGAUUGCAUUUGCUAGGAAUGGGAUUCAUAAGAUGGGAUCUGAUUCUGAACUUUAA
This is a messenger RNA of Mercurialis annua (annual mercury), 2460 nucleotides long. RefSeq names its product zinc finger BED domain-containing protein RICESLEEPER 1-like. Gene Ontology annotation, molecular function: protein dimerization activity; DNA binding. Lineage: Eukaryota; Viridiplantae; Streptophyta; Magnoliopsida; Malpighiales; Euphorbiaceae. The transcript is spliced from 4 exons. The record is from RefSeq and is a predicted model, not a curated record. Bases 1 to 2460 code for a protein of 819 amino acids.